CCCUUUUUUCCCCAGCAGAUCAGAAGUAAAUUUGUUAAAGAUGGCGUGGAACAUCAGGGAACUAAUGAAAAUGUGCAGAUUUCUUCUCUUAGCGAUUUUGUUUCUUCCACGUGAGGUGACAAGUUCUGUUCUAACUGUGAAUGAUAGAACUGAGAACUAUAUCUUGGACACUUGGCUCGGCUCCCAAGAAUCUCUGAAAUGUGCUGUUCAAAACCACACCAGAGAGGAAGAACUUCUCUGGUACCGAGAAGAGGGGACAGUGGAUUUGAAAUCUGGAAACAAAAUCAAUUCCAGCUCUGUGUGUGUCUCCUCCAUCAGUGAAGAUGACAACGGAGUCACCUUUACCUGCAAACUGCAGAGAAAUCAGUCGGUGUCCAUUUCCGUGGUGCUGAAUGUCAUUUUUCCUCCUAUUCUAAGUGGAGACGACUUCCAAACAGUUGAGGAAGGCAGUGAUGUGAAGUUGGUUUGCAAUGUGAGAUCCAACCCCCAGGCUCAAAUGAUGUGGCACAAAAAUAGUGAUAUCCUGAAUUUAGAGAAAAAUCACCAAGUCCACCAGACAAGUGAGUCUCUUCAACUGUCAAUCACCAAAGUCAAGAAAUCUGACAAUGGAACCUACAGCUGUGUUGCAAAUUCAUCUCUGCAAAUGGAGACCAAGGACUUUCACCUCAUCGUCAAAGAUAGAGCUGUGACUGUGCCAAAAGAACCCAUUAUUGCCGCAUGUAUUGUGGUCUUUCUGACAUUGUGCUUUGGACUGAUUGCUAGAAGAAAAAAAAUAAUGAAGCUCUGCAUAAAGAAUGAAGAUCCUCAAAGAGAAACCGCUUUGUAAGCACUCUGGGCUGGGGCCAAUGAUUUUCCAUGAGCAGACAGAUGAGAAAGCUGAGAUGCCAUCCAACACAACAAGAGUUUUGCAUCAGGACUUCCUUGAUUUAAUGUAGUCCCAUCUGUAUUUAUCGCUAUUAUUAAAUUCACUCCUGUCAAAUUGUCAGAGGUUAUGAAGAAGUGUUUCAUUAGGCACUUAACAGUAGCUGUGAUGACUAAUUUGAUAUUCUUGCAGAACAUAUUUAUGGAGAAAACUAUUAAGAAGGAAAAGUAAGAUUCUGUUGUCUUCUCCUUGAAGCAUAUGUUAUUUAAUGGAGGUUUGCUCCAAAAAGCUUGGUCACCGUUUACCAUUUAGUAUGUAUUUUUCUAGGUAGGAAAUGGACGGACAUUUGGGUUUCAUGAAUAAGUGCAAUACCAGAAUGGAAAGGAGAGCUGAACAUAGAGUGAUCAAUUUUUAAGUUGCCAAAGAAGUACAUAAAUAAUAUCAAUUAUCAUCUACUUUCACUGUCGUCUCAUAAAUGAAAUGUUUUAGGACUAAAAAAAGGAAGGAUAUAAUCUCAGAAUAUAAGGCAUUCCUUUAAACAGAA
This is a messenger RNA of Nyctereutes procyonoides (raccoon dog), 1406 nucleotides long. RefSeq names its product transmembrane and immunoglobulin domain containing 1 (gene TMIGD1). Lineage: Eukaryota; Metazoa; Chordata; Mammalia; Carnivora; Canidae. The record is from RefSeq and is a predicted model, not a curated record. The coding region runs from base 41 to 826 and encodes 261 amino acids. The transcript has 6 exons. Gene Ontology annotation, cellular component: neuron projection.